UACUCGCAAAAGUGGGUCUACAUCCGCUCGAGAGCUGCAACAGCAUAAAUACAACAAAUAAAUCGCUCGACAUGCGACAUUGCAUACACAUGUGGAGUCUGACAUGGUUGGUUAUUGAUACGGCUGGUCAGGUAACAGUAUGAUGGAGAAAAUUGCACGGGCCAGAACUGUAGCUUAUUAUUUGUAUUCUCAUGUACCAGGAAGCAGAAAUAAGAUAAAGUGUAUUAAUGGAGCUGUGUGGUAUUGUUGUCAAGCUAAUUACCAUGAUGACACCCAAGAAGACAAACCACCUAAUAAAUUGAUAGCUACCUUGAAAGGAUUGAAGAUAAAGAAGAACAUUGGGCAAAAGACAGAGAAAACAAGGUUGAACUUUCAAAGCAUGGAUGUGAAAACUGCAAAGAAGCCAAUUGUAUUGGAUGCACUUCGAAAAGCGGUUGCAUCACUGCCAGAGCAUGAGAAAGCUGAAGAAGAACUUAUUACACAACUAGAAAAGCAGGAUGCACAGACAUUGGCAGCACAACAGACCAAUCAGAGGCCUGAUAGACUACAUGGAGAUGAUGGGGAACGCAAGCAAUCCGACCUGCUGCAGAGGCUGCGCAGUCCACAUCAACCAGAACAAGAGACAAACAACCUCAGUUCCCUCAUGUUAGAAUUGAAGGUCCAGCAGCAGAAAAAGGGGGCAAGGCUGGAGGAAACUAGUAAUAUUAGGCCAAGAAAUGGAAGUAAUUUCAAGAAGGUGUUUGUUAAUGAAGUACAGGGGAACGAGGUAGAAAUCAGUGAGGUUAAACUUAAGUCCCAGACUGAGCCCUACAAAAGGCAACGCAAACGGUCAUUGUUUGAGAGGUACCGAUUGGAAAUAUUUGAUACAUCGUACAAGGAUGAACAUGGGGUUGUGAAAAUGGAUGAAAAGCCAAGUAUUUGGGAAGUAGAAGAACAAAGAACUCUAAGGCAGCUACACUAUGAUAGUAUAAGUAAUGGGUUUGAUGAUAUGGCAAUGUUAACAGAGCAAGGAAAAGUUUGGCAGUAUCCAAUUAAUAAUGAACAAGGUAUGGAAUUAGAAAAGGAUGUUGGCUUUCAUGAACACAUUUUUCUUGAAACCUACCUCGACAACUUUCCCAAGAAGGGUCCGGUGCGGCAUUUCAUGGAGCUUGUGAUCCAAGGUCUUAGUAUGAACCCAUAUUUAACAGCUCAACAAAAAAAGGACAACAUCCAGUGGUUCCAGGACUAUUUCAAGAAUAAGGAAAGUGUAUUGAAAGACACAGGAGCAAUAGAGGCAGAAUUCAGCUUUUGAUGCAUUGUUGUUAUAAAUAACAAAUUAUGAUUUGGUGUUAGUACCGGUAUUGUGCACUAAUACACCUUUUCCUAAUGGUUACAAAGUGCAAGUCAAGUCUCAGAAUUCACUUAAACUUUGUUGGACAAAACAAACUAUACACUGAAAAACCUCAUAACAACACAAUAAAAAUGCAGAACAAGUCACUCCAAAUACAAUCUCAUAAUAUAGUAGUAACUGUGUAGAUAUACACCUCCAUUUGUGAUAAUUUAAUUGAGAAAAUCCAAGGGUGUUAGUAUGCCACUUGGCCUCAUAGCUCAGUUGGUAGGGUAUCCAAACAGAAAUCAGAAGGACUUGGGUUAGAAUCCUGAUGGGGGACAUAUGUUGUUCUCAAAUAUUUAUUACCACUACAUUAAACACAAUACCGAUUUUGACCGAAUUUAUGCCUACCAUUGCUUUCCUGAAUUAAUGAGGCUUGGGAAAGGCGCAAUAUAAAUACCCAAUACCAGUACCAGUACCAAUAAACAUAAGCCAAUGAUUUAUGAAGUUAUUGCCAUUUUGUUAAGCAAGCAUUGGAAUAUCUGAAAUGUUUUAAGUUCAGUGAGAAGAUGAUUUCAAAGUCUUGUAGCAAAAUGAUGGAAUAUUCCUGCCAGACUAACAUUACAGUAAUUAUUUAUGAUGGUGGUACAGUAGUAGUAGUGAUCAUCUGCCAUCACUACCAACAUCGCCAGUACCAGAUGCAUUGUGCUGUUACUGUAGGCUCGCAAAUUUUAAAGACCAGCCUCUUUUUAAAAAUGUUGGCAUAUAUACAAAGAUCAUUUGUUAGAGGAGUCAUUAUAGAAAACUCCAACUUCUGGUAGCAAAAUUUAAUAGAAUAUCUCUUUCACCUGAAGUAAAAACACCACACAGUUGUUUCAUUACUAGUACAGUAUGAUCACUUCUAUCUGUGUUAAAAUAUGACUAUAAUUUUAUUCUUAAAUAAAUGAAUAGAUUGUAUUUACA
Messenger RNA from Anneissia japonica, 2272 nucleotides. Its product is annotated as 28S ribosomal protein S31, mitochondrial-like. Lineage: Eukaryota; Metazoa; Echinodermata; Crinoidea; Comatulida; Comatulidae. The transcript has 7 exons. Gene Ontology annotation, molecular function: structural constituent of ribosome. Gene Ontology annotation, cellular component: mitochondrial small ribosomal subunit. The record is from RefSeq and is a predicted model, not a curated record. The coding region runs from base 140 to 1291 and encodes 383 amino acids.